Molecule: messenger RNA, 654 nt
Organism: Hevea brasiliensis (rubber tree)
Lineage: Eukaryota; Viridiplantae; Streptophyta; Magnoliopsida; Malpighiales; Euphorbiaceae
Product: nodulin-related protein 1-like
Exons: 1
Coding region: 72-482 (136 amino acids)
Biological process (GO): regulation of abscisic acid biosynthetic process; response to heat
Source: RefSeq, a predicted model, not a curated record
UCAUAUAUUUUUUCCUCUUUUUCAGUUUUUCUUCUCAAUUCUUGAUUCCAAUCUGCCCAAUCCCAACAUCCAUGGAUUCAUCACCAGCUUCUCACAGCAACAAACCCACCAAGCGCCACCAACCAUCUUCCUCUGAGCUUCUUUCCAGUGCCAUGUUGGUGGCUGAGGCAGCCAAAGCUUCACUUAAGCACGAAACUGACAAGGUAGACAAGGGCAGGGUUGCUGGUGCUGCAGCUGAUCUUCUUGGAGCUGCCUCUCACUAUGGCAAGCUCGAAGGGAAGAGUUUUGGCAAGUAUGUAGAGAUGGCUGAGAACCAUCUCCACCAGUACCACUCCUCCCAUUCCCCCACUUCUUCCCACUCAGCAGCUGAUGCCACACAUUCGUCAUCCCAUUCAAGCGGUGCUGCUGGCCAUUCUGAAGGUGGGCAUGGUGGGUAUGGUCAAUACUUGAAGAUGGCUCAAGGUUUCUUGAAGAAAAACUGAAAUAUAAUAGCGAUUACGCAAAUCUUUCUUCUUGUGUUUUCCUUUUUCCUCCCGCUCUUAUGUAUGUUGUACAACGCUUAGAUUUGAAGCUAUAAGCUUCCAGUCUUGUAUGCUCUGUUUAAUACUUUAAUGUACCAAAGUUCCAAUGUUAUUAUGAAAAUUUAUUCUACAA